Molecule: messenger RNA, 195 nt
Organism: Heterobasidion irregulare TC 32-1
Lineage: Eukaryota; Fungi; Basidiomycota; Agaricomycetes; Russulales; Bondarzewiaceae
Exons: 1
Source: RefSeq, a predicted model, not a curated record
AUGGCAGCACUCAAAUUUUUGAACCUCCUUACCAUCUCCACCCUCGCCAUUCUCGCCUGCUCCUUCACCGCCUCCCCAGUGAACGCUCUCGCUGGGUCUGGUCAUCACAACGUCGGCCGCUCGCCUAUCCGUGGUCAUGACAGCAUAGCCAAGAGAAAGCGCGACACAUCUUCUAAGCGCUGCAAGCCUAGGUCA